UGCAGCUAAGCUCACUUCUCGCUUGACACGGCCCGAGCUGGAGGUGGGCGCCCUGCGCAGCAGCCAGCACACCGAUGGCUCUGCCCUGCGCCCUGGGGCUCGGGUCGCUGUUGUUGCUGCCGGGAGCCAUGGGCAGUGGGAAGGAGGACAGCAUGGGUUCCAGCUCCAUCACCGUGGUCCUGCUGCUGCUGCUGCUGUUGCUGCUGGCCACCAGCCUGGCCCUGGCCUGGCGCCGCCUCAGCCGUGACUCAGGGGGCUAUUACCACCCAGCCCGCCUGGGCGCUGCGCUCUGGGGCCGCACCCGCCGCCUGCUCUGGGCCAGCCCCCCAGGCCGCUGGCUGCAGGCUUGGGCCGAGCCAGGCUCGCAAGACGCCGACCCUGAACAGCGACCAGAGGAGGAUGAACAAGACGCUGAUCCUGAAGAUGCUGAAGAUGCCAUUGACGGUGGCCCAGACAGUGCCGGCCCCUGGGAGGGCGGGCAGCAGCCAGGAGCAGGGCCCUGCCCUGAGCAGGCCCCAGAGCAGGCCGAGGAAGCCCAGGACAGCGACACUGAAGGCAGCCUGGUCCUCGGCUCCCAGGGGCCGGCGGGCGCAGGGGGCAGUGCCGAGGCCCUGCUGAGUGACCUGCACGCCUUCUCGGGCAGUGCAGCCUGGGAUGACAGCACCGGGGCGGUGGGGGGCCAAGGCCUGCACGUGACUGCGCUGUAGUGUCCCACCCAUCAUAGCCCCCCUCACUGGGUCUCUGCUUUCCAAGCUGGACACCGCCUGUCCUGGACUGGUUAUCACCCACGCCCCCACUGUGGAGCCCCUGCGACCGUCACCACCCCCACUUUCCAAAGCUCCGGGUAUCCCCUGCACUGGAAAUAAAUGCCAACACAUCCUC
Molecule: messenger RNA, 882 nt
Organism: Ochotona curzoniae (black-lipped pika)
Lineage: Eukaryota; Metazoa; Chordata; Mammalia; Lagomorpha; Ochotonidae
Gene: PTPRCAP
Product: protein tyrosine phosphatase receptor type C associated protein
Exons: 2
Coding region: 75-707 (210 amino acids)
Cellular component (GO): plasma membrane
Source: RefSeq, a predicted model, not a curated record